GAAUGACGUUCAGCUGUCAUCUUCUAUUCUUCUUCUUCCCAUAACUGCCAAUAAACGUCUCUGUAGAGUCUUAUCGACGCAUCCGCCUCCGCCUUUCCGUCCACUCUUCUUCUUCUUCUUAACUGCUUAUACGGAGUGAAAUCGAAUAGCGCGUAUAAGUUUGUAUUUGUACUGAUCAACAGGGCGCGUUUAUGGCGGAGCCUCCUCGGAGCGACGCGUUUCUGGAAGAGCGCCGUGAUAACGACGCCGGAGCGGUGUUCGUGCUGGAAUCCAAAGGGGAAUGGUGGCACGCUGGAUUUCACCUGACGACGGCGAUAGUGGGGCCCUCUAUACUGACUCUGCCUUACGCGUUCCGGGGGCUGGGUUGGGGCCUGGGGUUCCUCUGCCUCACCGCCAUGGGAGUGGUGACCUUCUACUCCUACUAUCUCAUGUCUCUGGUGCUUGAACACUGUGAGAAGUCCGGCCGUCGCCACAUCCGCUUCCGCGAGCUCGCCGCCGACGUUUUAGGUUCUGGAUGGAUGUUUUAUUUUGUAAUAUUCAUUCAAACAGCCAUUAACACUGGAAUUAGCAUAGGAGCAAUUUUGCUUGCUGGAGAAUGCAUCCAGAUCAUGUACUCGAACCUUUCACCCCAUGGGUCGUUGAAGUUGUAUGACUUCAUAGCAAUAGUAACGGGAGUCCAGAUAGUUCUCUCGCAGUUUCCAUCCUUCCACUCCCUCAGGCAUAUCAACCUGGUUUCCCUAUUCCUGAGUUUGGGCUACACUUUCCUUGUAGUUGGUGCUUGCAUUCGUGCUGGAAUGUCCAAAAAUGCACCUUCAAGAGACUACUCAUUAGAAACGUCGGAGUUGUCUCGAGUGUUCAGUGCAUUCACUUCCAUAUCCAUUAUAGCUGCCAUUUUUGGAAAUGGUAUUCUGCCUGAAAUACAGGCAACUCUUGCUCCACCAGUAACAGGAAAGAUGGUGAAAGGGCUCACAAUGUGUUACUCUGUGAUUCUUGUCACCUUCUAUUCUGCUGCGGUGUCUGGAUAUUGGGCAUUUGGAAACAAGUCCAAUUCAAACAUCCUCAAGAGCUUAAUGCCAGAUGAUGGACCUUCAUUGGCUCCAACAUGGGUAUUAGGUCUUGGGGUUAUGUUUGUUCUUCUUCAGCUCUUCGCUAUUGCCCUGGUGUAUUCUCAGGUGGCCUAUGAAAUAAUGGAAACAAAAUCUGCAGAUGUGAACAAAGGGAUGUUCUCUAAGAGAAACUUAAUUCCGAGGAUAAUUCUCCGGUCACUGUACAUGGCACUGUGUGGGUUUUUUGCAGCUAUGUUACCAUUCUUUGGGGACAUCAAUGGCGUAGUUGGAGCAAUUGGGUUCAUCCCUCUGGAUUUCAUUCUCCCAAUGCUCCUCUACAACAUGACUUUCAAACCCUCCAAGUCAUCCCUAACCUUCUGGAUUAACAACUUAAUCAUUAUAGUGUUCACAGGUGCAGGACUUCUGGGCGCAUUCUCUUCUAUAAGGAAGUUGAUCCUUGAUGCCAAUAAAUUCAAGCUGUUCAGUAGUGACGUUGUGGACUGACAACAUUGUUGUAUAAAUUUGUCUCUAUAAAUAGAAAUGAAUGCUCUGAUCUUAGCUAGCUAGCUAAGCUAGCUUGUGCUUCAUGUAAUGUAAUACUUAGCUCUAAACAGUUUGAAUGUAUAGACGUAUAGUAUACUACAAAGAAAUGAGAAGAAAAUGGACGGUGCAUGGUGUAGAGAGUUUUGAGGUGAAUACACGCAAUCAUGCAAAAAUUGUGGAG
Messenger RNA from Ipomoea nil (Japanese morning glory), 1770 nucleotides. Its product is annotated as probable GABA transporter 2. Lineage: Eukaryota; Viridiplantae; Streptophyta; Magnoliopsida; Solanales; Convolvulaceae. The coding region runs from base 192 to 1550 and encodes 452 amino acids. The record is from RefSeq and is a predicted model, not a curated record. The transcript has 7 exons. Gene Ontology annotation, cellular component: plasma membrane.